GAACCAGCCUUUGUGAAGGAUUGGUCAAGAAAAAGAGGAACCAUGUCUUUGGUCAGGUCUGCAGAGCCAUCUGCCACAUCAUACAGGAAUCCGAAACUCUACUCGCUAAAGGGAAGCACGGAUAACACUGGCUCAUCCAAUCAAAUCUUCAAUGCGGAGAGGCAAAUGAGCACUUGCAUGUCAAAUUCUUACUCGAGUGAGAGUUACGAAAAGUACUUCCUUGAAUCACCAACUGAAGAACUGAUACAUCCAUCUACUUCUGCCAUCUCAGGGAAUUCGUGUCCCCAGCAAGAUGCCUCCACUUACCAGCAGAGAGCUAGUCUGUGUUCCUCCAUGGCCAUUCAAAACUCAUUUGAUACUUCUUUUACAUCCAGGAGACCUUAUGAUGGCUAUCAAGAAAAUCUUGGACCAGAUUACCUGGAAAAUCAAAAUCUGGAUCCAGUUGACUAUGAUGAAGAUACAAUGAGGCUAAAGCUUCAAGAACUGGAGAGGGCACUACUUGAUGAUAUUGAUGUUGAUGAAGAUGAUGAAAUGUUUGGCAGUGGUCAGAGCAUGGAAAUUGAAAGUGAAUGGUCUGACCCAAUUCAAAAUACUUUGCUUCACGACUCACCCAAGGAGUCCUCAUCCGCAGACUCCAACCUCAGUAGUAUAAGCAGCACCAAAGAAGUAACACAGAUAUCAUGUAGGACUCCAAAGGAAUUGCUUAUUGAUUGUGCUAGUGCAUUAUCAGAUGGAAAUAGAGAUGAAGCCUCAGCAAUAAUCAAUGAACUCCAGCAAAUUGUCUCAAUUCAAGGAGAUCCUCCACAGAGGAUUGCAGCAUAUAUGAUGGAAGGCCUUGCUGCAAGAAUGGCUGCCUCCGGGAAGUUCCUUUACAAAGCUUUAAAAUGUAAAGAGCCUCCAUCAUCUGAUAGGCUUGCAGCCAUGCAGAUCCUCUUUGAGGUGUGCCCUUGUUUUAAAUUUGGAUUUAUGGCAGCAAAUGGUGCAAUCAUUGAGGCACUUAAAGGUGAGAAAAGAGUUCACAUAAUAGACUUUGACAUAAAUCAAGGUAGUCAAUACAUAACAUUGAUACAAACAUUAGCUACUCUGCCUGGCAAACUGCCCCGCCUUAGGUUAACAGGAGUUGAUGACCCUGAAUCUGUUCAGCGUCCUGUUGGCGGCCUUAAAAUAAUCGGACUAAGGCUUGAGAAGCUUGCCGAAGCUCUUGGUGUCCCUUUUGAGUUUCAAGCAGUGCCUUCGAAGACUUCUCUUGUCACUCCAUUGAUGCUGGAUUGCAGGCCUGGGGAAGGGCAACUAAUUUCUUAA
This is a messenger RNA of Carica papaya (papaya), 1302 nucleotides long. Lineage: Eukaryota; Viridiplantae; Streptophyta; Magnoliopsida; Brassicales; Caricaceae. The record is from RefSeq and is a predicted model, not a curated record.